Oikopleura dioica is the source of this 1503-nucleotide messenger RNA. The record is from the annotation of a GenBank genome assembly. Lineage: Eukaryota; Metazoa; Chordata; Appendicularia; Copelata; Oikopleuridae.
AUGACAGAUUUCUCAGUGCACCGAAUUAUCGGCCGAGGCGGCUUUGGCGAGGUCUUUGGCUGCCGAAAAGUAGACACUGGCAAGAUGUAUGCAAUGAAAUGCUUGGAUAUUAAGAGGAUCAGGCUCAAAAAUGGCGAGGCAUUAGCGCUGAACGAACGCAAAAUGCUGCAAGCUGUCUCCGAGGGCGAAGACUGUCCAUUUAUCGUCUGCAUGACUUAUGCAUUUGUGACUGCUGACCGCGUUUGCUUCGUCCUCGACCUCAUGAAUGGUGGAGAUCUUCAUUAUCAUUUAACUCAGCACGGGUGCUUUACAGAACCGCAAGUUCGAUUUUACGCGGCAGAAGUCACCCUCGGCUUGAAGCACAUGCAUGAAAGAAACAUUGUCUAUCGAGACUUGAAGCCAGCUAAUAUUUUAUUAUGCGAGUCAGGACAUGCCAAAAUUUCUGAUCUUGGACUUGCAUGUGAUGUCAAAAAGAAACUACCUCAAGCUGCGGUCGGAACUCAUGGAUACAUGGCCCCAGAAGUUCUUACUCGCGGACAGACAUAUUCUCUUCCAGCGGAUUGGUUUUCACUUGGAUGCAUGCUUUACAAACUUCUGAAGGGCCACAGCCCGUUCCGAAGUAACAAAGCAAAAGACAAGCGCGAGAUCGACAGAAGAACUCUUGAAUACAAGCCCGAAAUGCCUCAGGAUUUCACACCCGAGCUUCAAGACCUUUUGAAUGGACUCUUGACCAAAGACCCUAAAAAACGUCUUGGUAUUGGCGGUGCUAAAGAUAUCAUGAAACAUCCCUGGUUCGACGAAGUCGAUUGGUCUCGCCUAGCAAGAUUAGGUUACGACCCACCGCUUAUACCUCCAAGAGGGGAGGUAAACGCCGCGGAUGCCUUCGAUAUCGGAAACUUUGACGAUGACGAAACCAAGGGCAUCAAGCUCAGUGAAGAAGAUCUCGCGCAUUAUGAGAAUUUCACGACUAUCGUCAGCUCUAGGUGGCAACAAGAGGUCUUGGACACGAUCUGGAAUGUUGUUAACACAGAACGCGAUCGCGAAGACAGCCUGCUGACGAAACGUCAGUCAAAAGCCUUUGAGCACGCUUAUGGCAAGGACGUGAUCAUCUGGGGCCCCUGUCAAAGACUUGGCGGCCCCUUUCAAUCCCAGUGGCAGAGAAAGCACCUGUUUCUCUUUCCAAAUCGUCUCGAAUUAGGAAUGGAUGGAGAUCUUCACGUUUGGCCGCUAGAAGAGCUAAUAGCAAUUACAGAUCAUACGCAUCGUGGAUACAGGACAAUUCAGCUGAGGUUGAAAUCUCAAAAAGAGUUUUUGAUCAAGUUCGACUCUGAGUGUGAAAGACAUCAAUGGCUAACAGAUUUAACCAGAACGUGGCAAGAAGCUCAGAGGCUCCUGAAGCGCGGGCCAAAGCAAAUCUCCACCCAGCGAUCCGUCAAAGACGAAGCUAAGCAAAAAGGUGCAAUCAUCCUCGCCCAAAAGCAGAAGAAUAACUCGACGAGCUAA